GAUACCGGCGGAUUGACUUUGGUCCCGGCCUUCUCGGGCCUCUUCGCGCCUCACUGGCGCGACGAUGCUCGAGCCGUCGCGGUAGGCAUGACCCUCUUCACCAGCAAGGAGCACAUGUGUCGCGCGGCCCUGGAGUCCACAGCCUUCCAGGCUGUGGACAUUAUGGAGGCCAUGAAGCAAGACACCGGACUCCGCAUCCUCGACAUGCGCGUGGACGGCGGGAUGACAAUCAACAACCUGCUGAUGCAGAUGCAGGCGGACAUCCUGGGCAUGAGCGUACUUCGAUCCAAGCUGGCUGAGGCGACCGCACUGGGUGCAGCGCUGGCAGCUGGCUUGAGCGUUGGGUUCUACGAAAAGAAGGAGGUGGUGACGGACAUUAUCGAGAAGGCUGGCGGCUACGAGGUCUUCAAGGCCUCGACCACGCCCGCUGCAAGAAGAAAAAUGAUGCAACGAUGGAAG
Messenger RNA from Symbiodinium pilosum, 459 nucleotides. NCBI's taxonomy places the organism in Eukaryota, Dinophyceae, Suessiales, Symbiodiniaceae. The record is from the annotation of a GenBank genome assembly.